Messenger RNA from Actinia tenebrosa (Australian red waratah sea anemone), 2229 nucleotides. RefSeq names its product 3-[(3aS,4S,7aS)-7a-methyl-1,5-dioxo-octahydro-1H-inden-4-yl]propanoyl:CoA ligase-like. The record is from RefSeq and is a predicted model, not a curated record. NCBI's taxonomy places the organism in Eukaryota, Metazoa, Cnidaria, Anthozoa, Actiniaria, Actiniidae.
UCAUUCAAUUAAUCGGUGGGGAAAAACUAUAAAACUCCAUCCACUUUAGGCGUCCUAGUGCCGUUGGUCAUACGAGGUAUUUAUUUCUUUAAUCGCAAUGGCCGAGAAAGACAAGAAAAGCCGCUUUAACGAGCCACUAACUCACGAAACUGAGAAUCGAACUUUUGCACAACUGCAUGACUACCACUCUUCUAAUCUACACCCUCAACAAGAAGCCUUUGUUAUCUACGAUGAAGAAGGAAAGCGCCGAUCUUACACUUUCCAAGACGUCAAGGAACAAUCGCUUAAGAUCGCGGCUAUACUGCUGCAGAUUGGAAUAGACAAAGGCCAAUCUGUUGCUUUCAUGGUGCCCAAUCGCAUCGAGUUCAUCUUGUGUUACUUGGCUCUUAAUAGGAUCGGUGCAAAUACGAUUUUGAUUCCAGCCCAUGGAAAAACCGGGGAAGACGUCAUAGCAAUUCUGCAGCGGUACAAGUGCCAGGCACUUCUGUUACAUCCAAGUGGGGACAACUUGUUCGACCAGCGCUUGACUGAAAAUGCUAAGACCGUUUUAGGAGAAGAUAGAACCAUUCUUAUCGGAGAAGAAGAUGUUGGUCAAGAUCCUUCCAUUGAAGUCAAAUAUCGCUUAAAUGACCUCCUUAAAACUUCACAGGAAAUCAAUUUGGACGAAGUUUACAAGCGACAAGAAGCAAUCCAUCCUGAUGAACCUUUUGUGUGUCUCUUUACAUCGGGAAGCACUGGUGUUCCCAAGGCCAUUCAGUACACUCAUCGGGCUAUGGUUAACCUGUGUAUUCUAUUCGCAAAGCAUUAUCUUGGAUGUAGCAGCAGUCCCCAUCCAGUAGAGAAUCCGUGUAGAUUUUUCAACGACAGACCGUUUAGCUGGGCUGGCUGUUUGUUCAUCGGUAUUCAUAAUGUUUUCGCCAUGGGAUUUACCCUUGUUUAUUGUCCUCCAACAAGAUCAGUUUGCAGUUCUGAUCCCGAGUUUUUUAUUAGAAUUUUGCAAGACGAGAAGUGUUCUGGUGCUCUUCUGCUGCCUUACUUGAUGCACGAUCUGAUCGCUAAUCCCUCCACUGAAAAAUUUAAUUUGUCGCACCUAAAACACGUGAUUACUGGCGGUCAGGUUAUUUCCAAGUCUCUUCUCGCCAAUAUGAUGUCUGUUCUUCCCAACUGUGCCAUCAUAAACUUGUAUGCAAUGACAGAGAUAUUUCCUAUCGCAGCCAAGACCAUUAGAUCCGAUGACGAUGUGUUGUCUAAAGCAGGAAUGAGGGUCUGUUCACCAGCAGAAGUCAAAAUCAUUAAUGAUAACAAAGAGGACGUUGGCUUUGAAGAAAUGGGUGAGAUUUGUGUCCGUUACCCGUAUCGUUUCCGCGAAUAUCUCGAAGAUCCUAAGGCAACGUCAAUACGAGUGGAUCCAAGGGGAUGGUUUCACACAGAUGACGUAGGCUAUAUUGACCAUCAUGGCGGGCUCCAUGCUUGCGGCCGAAUGAGUGAAGUGAUCUCUAAAAUGACCAUCAAUAUCUACCCCAUUGAAGUCGAGAUGGUGCUGUCAACCUACCCUGAUGUCAAGGCAGUUGCUGUCAUUGGCGUGCCCGAUGAGCGCGAAGGAGAGGAGAUUUGCGCAUGCGUGAUUCCAAAGCCAGGGAGCCGCUUGGAGUCGAGUGUAACCGAGUUUGAAGAAUGGUCAUCACAACAAUGGAAGACUGAUGAAACUGGAGCAACGCGAAAACAAAGGUAUACAUUGGUUCUGGAAGCAUUUCCUUUGAAGAACACAGGUAAAACUGACCGUAAAGCCCUCAAAGCUCUUGCUCUACAAAAACUUGGAAUGUGCAAAUAGGAACUAUGACAGCUAUAGCUGAGACCUUGCUUCUAAUGCGUACUGGCACAUGCAAUACGACUCACACGUAGUUGUAUACUAACUGUACUUACUUCACUCACUUGGGAUAUUGUAAUCGAAGUCUUGAUUUGAUUAGUUUUUCUAUAUCUCUAUCAUUUUUUAAUUCUAUAUUUUGUUACUUUUAUUAUAUCUAAUAGUUCAGAAAUAAAGCAAUAAAGCACCUCGGUAUUAUAGCAACAAAGCGAAGUUUCUGUUCGUAACAUGUGACACAGGAGAAAUGGCAUUAAAUAGAAAAUCGAAUAUUUUAUAAGGAUCUGAAUAGAAUAAUGCGUAGGACUGGCAAGCAACUUUGCCUUUUUACUAUAAUAUCGAGGUGCUUUUUUCGUUUCUGGUCUUCA